AUGCCCCUUGCAAAGGAUCUCCUGCACUCAUCCCCAGAAGAGGAUAAGAGGAAGCACAAGAAGAAGCACCUGGUGCAGAGCCUCAACUCCUACUUCAUGGACGUGAAGUGCCUGGGAUGCUACAAAAUCACCACCAUCUUCAGCUGCACACAGACAGUAAUUCUGUGUGUCAACUGCCCCACUGGCCUCUGCCAGCCGACGGGAGGAAAAGCAAGGCUUACAGAAGGAUGCUCCUUCAGGCAGAAGCAGCACUAA
Messenger RNA from Nyctereutes procyonoides (raccoon dog), 255 nucleotides. RefSeq names its product 40S ribosomal protein S27-like. Bases 1 to 255 code for a protein of 84 amino acids. The record is from RefSeq and is a predicted model, not a curated record. Gene Ontology annotation, cellular component: ribosome; cytosolic small ribosomal subunit. The transcript has a single exon. Gene Ontology annotation, biological process: ribosomal small subunit assembly; translation. Gene Ontology annotation, molecular function: RNA binding; structural constituent of ribosome. Lineage: Eukaryota; Metazoa; Chordata; Mammalia; Carnivora; Canidae.